Molecule: messenger RNA, 2870 nt
Organism: Microplitis mediator
Lineage: Eukaryota; Metazoa; Arthropoda; Insecta; Hymenoptera; Braconidae
Product: putative metabolite transport protein HI_1104
Exons: 9
Coding region: 219-1856 (545 amino acids)
Biological process (GO): transmembrane transport
Cellular component (GO): membrane
Molecular function (GO): transmembrane transporter activity
Source: RefSeq, a predicted model, not a curated record
AAUUAAUAAUUAAUAAUUAAUUAGUUUAUUUAUAUAUAAAUUUUUUAAUUAAUAAUUAUUAAUUUUUAUUUUCCAAAAAUUAAAUUUUUUUUUACGAAACGUUAGUUUUUUUUUUUUAAUAUUAAAAUGAGUGUCAAAUUUGAGUUCUAAAUAUUUUUUUAAUGAAGUAAAAAAUAAAAAAUCGUAUUUUUGAAAUUUUUAAAUAAAAAAAAUAUAAAAUGUAUAAUACGGUAAUAAAUAAAUUAAAAUUUUUUUACAAACCGUAUGCACUUGCUGUCGUGUCCAUUGGAUAUGUACUCGGUGAACUGGGACAUUAUUUAAUUGGAUCGACAAGUAAAGCAACGGCAAUUGAUUUGCAUUAUGGUGAUAUAUCAUGUCAGUUGAAUUCUACUCAAUUUCUGGUCAUCGAUUUGCCGGUUCAGUGUGAAGCUGCCAAUAAUUCUGAUUAUUGCUUAUCAUUAGAACUCAAUGGCACAAAUUACUGUGAAUGGAAUUACAAUGGACUGGGUUUAGAUUAUCAAAUAUUAGCUGGACCAAGUUUUAUUGCAGUAUUUACAGUUGUGGGAGUAAUAUUGGGUGUAGCUGCUGAUAAAUUUAACAGAGUACGAUUGUUGGCAAUAUGUACAUUAGUAUUCAGUAUUGCCAUUAUUCUGAUAGGAACUGUUAAAGAAUAUUGGCAGUUAGUCAUUUUACGUAUGAUUUUAGCUGCUGGCGAAGCGGGAUGCAAUCCGCUAGCUACCGGUCUCUUAUCAGACUGGUUCGAUGAAGAGCAGCGUGGACUUGUCAUGUCGAUUUUCAACUGGGGAAUAUAUGGCGGGUAUGGUAUCGCGUUUCCUGUUGGUCGAUACGUUCCUAAAUUGAAUGCGUGGGAUCUCGGAUGGAGAGCUUGUUACUAUGGCGCAGGUAUCGUUGGUUUGAUAAUAACCGGACUGACAGCAUUUACUUUAGUCGAGCCUAUAAGGAAAUCGAUUGGCGAAGAAUCGACUGCCAAUACAGCCGAUAAUACUUCUAAUAAUAAUGAUAAUAAUAAAUUAACAAUAUGGAAAGUUAUAUUGCAGCCUAGAAUAAUUUUACUCUGUCUCGCUGCCAGUAUCCGCCAUUGCGGUGGAAUGUGCUUCGCUUAUAACUGCGACCUCUACUACCGGGAGUACUUCCCAGACUACGAUCUAGGUUGGUGGUUAUUCGCGGUGACGAUCGUCAUUGGCAGCAUUGGAGUAGUUGUAGGUGGCGUUGUCAGCGACAAGUUCGUGGCGAAAAUGGGAAUUAGAUCGAGGGUGGCGGUACUUGCGAUAAGUCAGAUCAUAGCGACGCCAUUUGCAUUUGGAUCGGUUUACUUCAAUCCCUUGGGAGCAAUGAUUACGUUGGGUAUUUCGUACUUCUUCGCUGAAAUGUGGUUUGGAAUAGUAUUUGCAGUAAUGGUCGAAAUAGUGCCUCUGAGUAUGCGGUCAACUACCGUAGGAAUAUUUCUGUUUGUGAUGAACAAUAUCGGCGGUAACUUACCGAUUCUAGUCGAACCGACCCGACAAGCGAUUGGGUUCAGAGAAAGUCUUUACAUUUACUACGCAGGUUUUUACGGCAUUAGUUCGAUAAUGUUCUUCUUUACGAUGUUUUUGAUGGACGGUGGUAAGCCCACAGACAAGGCCAAUGACACAAAGAGUAUUGAAAAUGGCGCCAAUAAUAUGAAUAUAAGAACUAUCGAUAAUAUGAAUAUCGGCAAAACCAAUGGGUUAACUAUCAAUGGUGGUUAUGGGCAUGAUAAUAGAAUGUUUAUUGACGAUAGUGGUAAAGUAACGGUAGACUUACCUAGAGUGACAUCUCGAUUCGAUAGUUUAAAUUCAAAUGAUUCGAGGCUGUAAGAAAAAUGUGAUUUGCUCUUUUUUAAAUUAAAACUUUACUUCAAUCGAUACAUCAGUUUUCUUCAAUUCGAUUUAUUACUUUAACUUAAAUUUAGCAUGAAUCGAUACAUUGAUUUCAUUUUAAAUCGAGACAUAAACAAUUAAGUCAAUCGAUAGUUGAAUUCUGAAAAAAAGGUACAAUAAAUUAAAUCAAAAUCGAAUAGUAGAAAAUCGAUGUAUUGAAUUGUGAUAGAAUCAAAAUAUCAAACUUAAAACAAUUGAUGUAUCGAAUUGAAAAUAAAUUAUGAAGUCGAUCUUUGAAUAUAUGUAAAUCGAUUUAUCGAUUAUUUAAUCGAUUUAAUGACCGACUAAGUGAUUAACUGUUCAAUUUAUUGAUUGCUAGCUCGAAAUAUCGAUUAGUAAAUCAAGGUAUCGAUUAAUCAAUCGAGAUAUCGAUUACUAAAUCGUGACAUCGAUUACAAAAUCGAGAUAUCGAUUAAUAAAUCUAUCACAAAAUCGAAGUAUCGAUUAAUUAGUCGAUUUAUCGACUAAUACAUCGAUUUAUCGACUAAUACAUCGAUUUAUCUAUUAAUAAAUCGAUUUAUCAAUUAAUAAAUCGAUUUUUCAAUUAAUAAAGCGAUUUAUCAUUCAUAAAUCGAUUUACCAAUUACACAAUCGAGAUAAUGAUUACAAGAUCGAGAUAUCGAUUAAUAGACCGAUUCAUUGAUUACAAAAUCGAGGUAUCGAUUAAUAGACCGAUUCAUUGAUUACAAAAUCGAGGUAUCGAUUACAAAAUCGAGAUAUCGAUUAAUAAAUCGAUUACAAAAUCGAGAUAUCGAUCAAUAAAUCGAUUACAAAAUCGAGAUAUCGAUUACAAAAUCGAGAUAUCGUUUACAAAAUCGAGGUAUCGAUUACAAAAUCGAGGUAUCAAUUACAAAAUCGAGGUAUCGAUCAAAAAAACGAGGUAUCGAUUACAAAAUCGAUUUAUCGAUUACAGAAUCGAGGUAUCGAUUAAUAAAUCAACUUAUCGAUCAA